Molecule: messenger RNA, 1174 nt
Organism: Polyodon spathula (Mississippi paddlefish)
Lineage: Eukaryota; Metazoa; Chordata; Actinopteri; Acipenseriformes; Polyodontidae
Product: beta-crystallin A4-like
Exons: 6
Coding region: 527-1117 (196 amino acids)
Biological process (GO): lens development in camera-type eye; visual perception
Molecular function (GO): structural constituent of eye lens
Source: RefSeq, a predicted model, not a curated record
UGUGUGUGUGUGUGCAUGUGUAUGUGUCUCCUGCGUGGUUACCCUGCCUCUCUAAUAAACCCUGGAUAAACCCUCUCUGCCCUGGACCUGCAGAUAAUUAGAGCUGGGAUUCUGUUACAGUGAUCUCACAUCUCAGAGGCAAUGCGGUUACAGCUUAGCCUAGAAAGAGGCCAUUAGUUCUUCUUUGAGCUGGUGAGCUGCAUCUCCAGCAAUAGGUCUGGUCCACUAAAGUGAUAGCCCCACUAAAGCGAUAUGUCCUAGUGGAGCAGCAGCGGGCCCUAUGGAGACGGAGCCCAGCGUGCACAGCUCAAUGUGAUGUGCUUGCACUUCUAUGCAUCGGAGCCCAUCUCUAUAGAUUAAACUCUUUGUUGGAACAUGAAGCUCCUCCCCAGUGCUGAGCCCGUGGUUUCUGUCGUCCCCCCUCCCCUUGGGACGGGUUCCACAGGAGGCUUUAAAAGGGCAGGGAGAGUGCCAGCCUGCACUCUCUCUCACAGCAGGAAGUGCCCACGGGACCGCAGCGAGAAAAAUGACUCACCACUGUACCAAAUUCUCUGGCCACUGGAAGAUCAUCGUUUGGGAUGAGGAAUGUUUCCAGGGCCGCAGACAUGAGUUCACCUCGGAGUGCUACAACGUGAUGGAGUUCGGCUUCGAGACAGUGCGCUCCUUCCGAGUGGAGAGCGGGGCCUGGGUGGGCUAUGAGCACUCAGCCUACCAGGGCCAGCAGUUUGUCCUGGAGAGGGGGGAGUACCCACGCUGGGACGCCUGGAGUGGCAGCAAUGCCUACCACAUCGAGAGGAUGACUUCCUUCAGACCCAUCGCCUGCGCGAAUCACCGCGAGAGCAGGAUGAGUAUCUACGAGCGUGAGAACUUCCUGGGCAGGAAGGGGGAGCUGAGUGAUGACUACCCCUCCCUGCAGGCCAUGGGCUGGUGCAACAACGAGGUGGGAUCCUUCCGCGUGCAGAGCGGAGCCUGGGUGUGCUACCAGUACCCUGGUUACCGUGGAUUCCAGUACAUCGUGGAGUGCGACCGCCACUCAGGAGAGUACAAGCACUGGCGAGAGUGGGGAUCCCACGCACAGACUUUCCAGGUGCAGUCCAUUCGCCGCAUCCAGCAGUGACCUCCCUUCAGAUCCACUGUGUAAAUAAACACAACUAAUAAAGGGUAUUUGUAUGAA